Molecule: messenger RNA, 3811 nt
Organism: Bradysia coprophila
Lineage: Eukaryota; Metazoa; Arthropoda; Insecta; Diptera; Sciaridae
Gene: SMC2
Product: structural maintenance of chromosomes 2
Biological process (GO): chromosome organization
Cellular component (GO): chromosome
Molecular function (GO): protein binding; ATP hydrolysis activity; ATP binding
Source: RefSeq, a predicted model, not a curated record
UAUGAACUGGACUGUCAUAUCAAAAGCGGCAUUUUGAUGAUGCUAGAUGUGGUUGUUGGGGCCACUUAUUUUCUAAUAUUUUUUGUCAAUUAAUCGCGAUGAAGUAAAACACCUACCGAAUUGACAAUUUUUCUUACACGAAUCGACCGAAGUUUAAACAUGUUCAUAAAGUCCGUUAUACUGGACGGUUUUAAGUCAUACGGGAAGCGGACCGAAAUAAAUGGUUUCGAUCCAGAGUUCACAGCAAUAACUGGAUUGAACGGCACCGGAAAAAGUAACGUUUUGGACGCGAUAUGCUUUGUGCUGGGCAUUUCAAAUUUGGGACAGGUUCGUGCAACGUCUCUGCAAGAGCUUGUGUUCAAAGGCGGACAGGCUGGCAUUACUAAAGCAACCGUUACAAUUUUCUUCGAUAAUACGGAUCAGGAGCAGUGUCCAAUCGGCUACGAAAAAUGCCGGGAAAUAUCCGUUACCAGACAAGUCGUUGUAGGCGGCAAAAAUAAGUAUUUCAUCAACGGAAAAGUGGUUUUGCAAAAGAAGGUUUCCGAUUUGUUUUGUUCGGUGCAGUUGAACAUCAACAAUCCGAAUUUUUUAAUUAUGCAAGGACGAAUUACGAAAGUUUUGAACAUGAAACCGCAUGAGAUUUUAUCAAUGGUUGAAGAGGCGGCUGGUACCAGUAUGUACGAGUCGAAGAGAGAUCAAACAAACAAAUUGAUUGAGAAGAAGGAUGCCAAACUUAAUGAAAUGGAUGCUGUGCUCAAAGAGGAAAUCGAACCGAAACUCCAGAAACUGCGACAAGAGCGCGCCCAGUACGAGGAGUUCCAGAAAAUUGUCCGCGAAAUCGAGAGCCUAACCCGAAUUUACAUUUCUCACAAAUAUCUGCAGCAAAAGAAAACUGUCGAAGACUGUGAGAACGAGCUCCAAACAAUGGCGAAUUUCAUCGAAACGAGCCAGCAAACCAUUGCGGACAACGAACAGAAAUCGGUUCAAAUCGAUGACGAAUGUGCCGAGAUUCGACGGGUGAUUGAUACGGAGAGUGGCGGCCAAUUGAAAACAUUGGAAGAGGAACUUCAAGUUAUGUCCAAACAGGAGGCGACCGUUCAGGGCGAGAAAAACUCGGUGGCCAGUAGUCUGGAUGCGGAGAAUCGGAAAUUGAAACGAACGGAAAAAACCAUCAAAGACGAUGAGAAUGCGUUGAAGGCGAAAGAGGCGGGUAUGGCAAAGUUGAACAGUUUGUUUGAGACGUUGAAAACCGCUGAUGCGGUGGACUCAAAUGCGUACGAAGAAUCGCGGAAAAAGUACGAGGCCAUCAGUUCUGGUUUGGCGACGAAUGAGAGUGGUGAAGCGUCUUCGUUGCAAGACCAGUUGAUUGUGGCCAAGCAACAGAUUUCCGAAGCGAGAACCGCUAUCAAAACAUCCGAAAUGGAUUUGAAACAUUCCAGAGACUUGCUGCGCAAAAAACAAUCAGAGCGUCAGAACACCGACGCAAACUAUGUCAAAGACAAGAAAAAUGCAGAUCAUCACGAAGCCGAAAUCAAGCGUCUAGAGGCAGCAUUGUCCCGAAUGAACUACGAAGAAGGAUCACUGGAACAGCUGCAACAGAAACAGGAAGUGUUGCAAAGAAAACGUCGAGAUCUGCGCAGUAAACUUGAUCAAUUGAAGGCCUACCGUUUCGAAUUUCAAUACCAAGAUCCCCAUCCCAAUUUCAAUCGGAACAGUGUCAAGGGAAGGGUUUGCAAUCUGUUUCAAGUGAAAGACCAACGGGACUGUCUGGCCCUAGGUAUGCUGGCUGGAGGAUCUUUGUUCAGCGUUGUCACCGACACAGAUGUCACAUCGAAGGAUAUUCUGAAGAGGGGCCAAUUGCAGCAGCAGACUACUCUGUUGCCAAUCAAUAAAAUUAGAGGACGCGAACUCAAUGCUAACAUUGUCAGAACGGCUCAGAGUUUGGUCGGAAAAGAAAAUGUGGCUGCCGCACUGUCGCUUAUUGACUACGAUCCCGAAUAUGACAUCAUCAUGAAGUAUGUCUUCGGUCGUACGUUGGUGUGCAAAGACAUUGAUACGGCGAAAAAGGUCACUUACCAUCCGAAUAUAAUGACACAAUCAGUUACGUUGGACGGCGAUGUAGUUGAUCCACAAGGUACUCUGUCCGGUGGUUCACGACCCUCUGGAAAUCCGUUACUGUUAGAAGUUGCCGAAAUACAAGAAAUUCGACGAUCACUGGACGAAAUUGAAAAUGAAUUGCGUGCGGUUCAGCAGCAAAUCAAUCAAUUGCAGAAAGUUGCCCAAACAUUCAAUCAAACCAAGGAGCAGCUGGAUCUGUGUCAGCAUGAAUUGAAUUUGGUCAAAGGAAGAUUGGCUAAGUCAUCAUUCGAGCAACAUCAACAAGAAAUCGAUGAGUUAGCGUCAAAAGUUGAAUCUCUGCAGGAGGUAAUCGUCAAAUCGAAGGAAACUGACAAAGUGGCUUCGUUGAAGGUCAAGGACAUUGAGGAAAAACUUAGCGACGCUAAAGGUUAUCGAGAACGUGAACUGAAAGCAGCGACCGAUGAAAUGAAGCAACUGAAGAAGAAGAGCGAGGAGAGCAAGAAAAAUUGGAAGAAGAGAGAACAGGAAUACGAAACGAUGAGCAUGGAAAUCGAAGAAUUGAAGAAGGGAAUAACGACAGCAACCGAACAAAAGCAAAAAACUUUAGAAGAUAUCGAACAGUUGAAGGAAAAGCUUAAAACCAUCGAAUCCAGUACCAGUGAAUCAUCUGCAGCUAUUGCCCAAUUAAAGGAACAAGUGGCCAAGCAGAAGGCCGUCAUCAACUCACAAAACAAAGAAUUGAAAGCGAAGCUCAUCCAAAAGGAUAAAAUGGCGAAACGGAAUGCCGACCUACAGAUCGAAAUCAAACGCAAACAGAAUGACAUCACCAAAUUGAAGAAUGACAACAAGGACGGUUUCUCAAAGAUUACCAAUUUAGAGAAAAACUAUCCGUGGAUCGUCGGCGACAAGGAAUAUUUCGGUGUGAAAAACACCCGGUACGACUAUUCGAAAGAGGAUCCGGAAGAGGCGGGAAAGAAAUUGCACAAGGCUCAAAAAGAUAAGGACAACAUGGAACGACACAUUAAUGUUAAAGCCAUGGCUCUGCUCCAGAAGGAGGAACAAUUGUACGAAGACUUGCAGAAGCGCAAAAACAUUGUUCUCGAAGAUAAAAAGAAAAUUUUGAAAAUAAUCGUCGACAUGGACAAGAAGAAGGAGAUUGAAGUGAAGAAUGCUUGGUUGAAGGUGAACGCUAACUUUGGCAGUAUAUUCAGCACAUUGCUGCCGGGCGCCGAAGCUAAACUUGUGCCAGCUGAGGGAAAUAAUUCGCUGUCCGGUCUGACAGUCCGAGUUGGAUUCAGUGGAUUGUGGAAAGAUUCGCUGGGUGAAUUAAGUGGCGGUCAACGGUCUCUGGUGGCUUUGUCCCUAAUUCUGGCCAUGUUGAAAUUCAAACCGGCUCCGUUGUAUAUUUUGGAUGAAGUAGACGCUGCGUUGGAUAUGGCCCACACACAAAAUAUUGGUACGAUGUUGAAAGGACAUUUCACCAAUUCACAGUUCGUCAUUGUCUCUCUCAAAGAUGGUAUGUUCAACAAUGCCAACGUUCUGUUCAAAACGAAAUUCGAGGACGGAGUAUCGGCCGUUACGAGAACCGAAAAUUCGCGUAAAGGUCAGAAUCGUAAAUAAUUUUGAUACCCGAACCGACACAGACCAGACACACAUUUCAAGCUCCUUUUUUUAUAUGAUCUGAACGUUCGAUGUAGUUUCUAGUUAAAUUGUUCUGUACAAAUUUUUUCUU